Molecule: messenger RNA, 1026 nt
Organism: Pelmatolapia mariae (spotted tilapia)
Lineage: Eukaryota; Metazoa; Chordata; Actinopteri; Cichliformes; Cichlidae
Product: odorant receptor 131-2-like
Exons: 2
Coding region: 1-1026 (341 amino acids)
Biological process (GO): detection of chemical stimulus involved in sensory perception of smell; G protein-coupled receptor signaling pathway
Cellular component (GO): membrane
Molecular function (GO): olfactory receptor activity; odorant binding; G protein-coupled receptor activity
Source: RefSeq, a predicted model, not a curated record
AUGAUUGAGCAGGUAGAUGAUGGCAUCCUCAGCUCUGAGGCGGGGCUGAUAAGCAAACUGAAGGGGAUCCUGAUGUGGUCUGACUAUGGGUCGGAGCUUGUCCAGGAGGAGUCUUUCCAGGAUCUCCAUUAUGUGGGAGGUCAGUUCCACAGCCCUUUUGUGAUAGUGCAGCUUUUUGUGGUAAUUUUUCUAUGCAUCAAUUUGUUGCUCAUUGGGACCUUUUUUUCAAAGGAAUUCUUCUACACAACCAUGCGCUACAUGUUUUUUGCUGUUACACUAAUGUCUGACAGCUUCAUGUUAAUCAUGUCUAAUAUCCUGCUCCUCUGGAAUUUUUUUUGUUUGCGUAUCCAAUUUUACCAGUGUGUCAUUAUCUAUAUUCCAGCGGUUAUAUUCACUUUUGUUACACCCAUUACUCUGACAGCAAUGACUCUGGAGCGCUAUGUGGCCAUUUGUAUGCCCCUAAGGCACGCAGAUCUGUGCUCCACCCGCAACACUGUGCACGUCAUAGUCAUCAUUCAUGGCCUCAGCUCUGUACCGAUCACAAUUAUUCUCUGUUUUUUUGCAUCACCUAUGGGUAGUGUAUUUAUGAAAUUCAAGAUAUGCUCCAUGGAUAUGUUUAACAUAUUCAAAUGGCACAAUUACUUUAAAUUAGCUGUGUAUCAGUUCUACUUCUUAAUCAUGUCUAUCACCAUCUUUUUUUCCUACAUUGCAAUAGUGAAAGUUCCCAAAGCUGCAUCUGGCGAGAAUAAAAAGUCAACAUGGAAAGGGCUCAGAACAGUGGCCCUUCAUGGAUUCCAGCUGCGUCUAAUCCAGCUGUGGUCUCCACUCAUAGAAUCUGCUAUGCUUGAGAUUAAUUUACAGUUAUUUAAAGAUGUGAGAUACUUUAAUUAUCUAACAUUUAGUAUUGCCCCAAGAUGUCUGAGUCCUCUCAUUUAUGACCUUAGGGAUGAAAAUUUUUUUGGUGCAUUGAAGAGUAAUGUCUGUUUUGGGUUUUCUUACGCAAAAAUCCAAAGAAAUUCUAACUGA